CGUAAAGCGUGAACCACUUUUUCAAUCCAUUCGUCAAACCCAAAAAAAUCAAAGAGAGAGAAAAACGAAAACAAGCUUCAGCGUCAGCCACCUGCUUAUAGUUCAACCAUUUGCGUAUCGUUGUAUUUACUUUUGAUUCUUCCCGGUCGCACGGUCAAGCCCGCCCUCCUAUAAAUAUGGCGCUCUAAUACGCCGACGAACAAUUCAAAACUCCUUGUCGUUUACUCCACCUUCGUUGUCAUAUAGGCGCUCUUAAUUCUCUCCUCUUCUCUGUUCCGAAUUCAAUUCACAACUCUCUUCUCCGAAUCGGAAUCUGCUUCUUCCAUAAGCUCGUCGGAUAUAUCAUCGAGUUCUGAUCAUCAUGGGGGCCAAGAUCGUGACAGGUGAAGCUGGUUAUGUGCUCGAGGAUGUUCCUCAUUUAUCCGAUUAUAUCCCCGAUCUUCCUACUUAUCCUAAUCCAUUGCAAGAUAAUCCUGCGUAUUCUGUUGUGAAGCAAUACUUUGUGGAUGACGACGAUACUAUUACUCAGAAAAUUGUUGUUCACAAAAACACUCCAAGAGGGGUACAUUUUCGGCGUGCGGGACCCCGUCAAAAGGUUUAUUUUGAAUCCGAUGAAGUUCAUGCUUGUAUUGUCACAUGUGGGGGUCUUUGUCCCGGGCUUAACACGGUUAUUAGAGAAAUCGUGUGUGGCUUGAAUUACAUGUAUGGUGUAAAGAGAGUUCUCGGUAUCGAUGGAGGAUACAGGGGUUUCUAUGCGAAAAAUACUAUUUCUUUAACUCCUAAGUCGGUGAAUGAUAUUCAUAAACGUGGUGGAACCAUCCUUGGCACAUCAAGAGGAGGCCAUGACACCUCCAAGAUAGUCGACAGCAUUCAAGAUCGAGGAAUAAAUCAGGUUUACAUAAUUGGAGGAGAUGGAACUCAGAGGGGUGCAUCUGUAAUUUUUGAGGAAGUCAAAAGGCGGGGUCUCAAAGUUGCAGUCGCCGGAAUUCCCAAAACCAUUGAUAAUGACAUUCCCAUUAUUGACAAGUCAUUUGGUUUUGAUACUGCUGUUGAAGAGGCUCAACGUGCUAUUAAUGCAGCACACGUUGAAUCUGAAAGCUUUGAAAAUUGCAUUGGUCUUGUGAAGUUGAUGGGUCGCUACAGUGGGUUUAUUGCCAUGUAUGCAACUCUUGCAAGCCGAGAUGUCGAUUGUUGCUUAAUUCCAGAAUCACCCUUUUACCUUGAAGGCCCCGGGGGACUUUUCGAAUACAUAGAGAAACGACUCAAGGAAAAUGGGCACAUGGUUAUUGUCGUAGCAGAAGGUGCUGGCCAAGAGCUUCUUUCUGAGAGCAUUCACUCAAUGACGAAAGAGGAUGCUUCGGGAAACAAGCUUCUCAAAGACGUUGGGCUAUGGAUUUCCCAGCAAAUCAAGGAUCAUUUUGCAAAGAAAAAUAAAAUGACAAUAAACCUCAAAUAUAUAGAUCCUACUUACAUGAUCCGAGCGAUUCCCAGCAACGCCUCUGAUAACGUGUACAGCACACUUCUUGCUCAAAGUGCUGUUCAUGGAGCAAUGGCAGGUUACACUGGCUUUACAGUUGGGCUUGUCAAUGGAAGACAAUCUUACAUACCAUUUUAUAAAAUCACGGAGAAGAUGAACAAAGUUGUGAUAACGGAUAGAAUGUGGGCAAGGCUUUUAUCUUCGACAAACCAGCCAAGCUUUUUGAGUGUCAAAGACGUUAUUGAGGACAAGAAAGACGAAGAACCGCCCCAACAACAAGUGUUGGAUGAGGAAAGUUGUUUAGACGACAAUCUGGUGAACAAAGAAAAUAGUUUCAUAUGAUUGGGAUCAGUAUUUUGUAAUGCUCUGCAGAUUAUUCUGUGAUGUCAUUUGCUCUAUAGCGUAGUACGAGUUAUAUAGUUCUUGUAUGUGCUCUCUGACCCUGCCGUAAUUUGGUAGUUUAUUUUUUUUCUGGGGCUUGUAUUUAUUUACACGAGAUGCCUCCAGAAA
Messenger RNA from Morus notabilis, 1987 nucleotides. Its product is annotated as ATP-dependent 6-phosphofructokinase 3. Bases 362 to 1819 code for a protein of 485 amino acids. Lineage: Eukaryota; Viridiplantae; Streptophyta; Magnoliopsida; Rosales; Moraceae. The record is from RefSeq and is a predicted model, not a curated record. Gene Ontology annotation, molecular function: 6-phosphofructokinase activity; ATP binding. Gene Ontology annotation, biological process: glycolytic process; fructose 6-phosphate metabolic process. The transcript is spliced from 13 exons. Gene Ontology annotation, cellular component: cytoplasm.